AUGGCAUCAUCUUCAUCGCCUGGAAAAGUCAAUGCAUCAGCUGUUGCUGUUGUUGAUAACGACAGCAGUUCCAGUAGUAGUGAAGAAGAAGCAGAAGAGGAAGAAGACGUUCGUUUAUCAGCUAAGACACGCACGGCUUAUUCGUGUAUUCAAAUUAUCAAAGAAAGUCAUCGACAACAGAUUUAUGCAGUUGAAGUCAAUAAUCAAGUACAGUAUCAGAACGGAACUCUUUUCGCCAGUGUUGGUGCUAAUUCUAUUCAAAUUUAUAAAUUCGAUACGAAUACGAAUAAAACUCAACUCGUUCAUGCUUAUUUGGAUCCUGAUGCAAAUGAAGAAUAUUUUGCAUGUGCAUGGACGAUGAUUGAUGAUAAAAAGGAAGAAUCACCAAAGAUCCUUCUUGCAGCUGGCGGAGAACGUGGCGUUAUUCGUGUUCUUGACGUUCACCGAAAGACACAACACACAGCGCUUUUACAAACAGGCGCUGUUAAUCACAUAACAUUCGCCAAAGCCAAACCGAAUCUUCUUUGCACGGCCAGUAAAAAUUUUACAAUUACAUUGUGGGAUGUUCUCUCGUCUAUGUGUCUGGCUGUCUUCCACGGACCAAAUGGUCAUACAGAUCAAGUUCUUUGUGUGGAUAUAAAUGAUCAAUGUACAAUGAUGGCGUCUGCUAGUAUGGAUCGAUCGGUCUUUGUAUGGUCAUUAACGAGCGAUAAAAUUCGUGAACAGAUCGAUUUAGCUGAAAAUCCAAUACACGAACAAAAGCGACGAUUAAUCAAAGCAUAUCCUGUCGCUUUUGCCGAUAUCGAAGCGAAAGCCAAAACACUUCACUCACAUUACGUUGAUAAUGUUCAAUGGUAUGGUGAUGUGUUACUUUCUCGGUCGGCAGAUAAUACAUUUUGCCUAUGGCAACCAAUAAUUAGUAAUACGGCCAAAGCAUCAUCGUUCAAACUACUUCUAAAAUGGAUUGUCCAUGAAAAAGAAUAUAUCUGGUUUCUAAAGUUUGAUAUUUGCCGUGCUAUCCAAUUACUUGCGAUCGGAACAUUAGAUGGUCAGAUUCAAGUAUGGGAUCUUCGUCACCAUAUGCAUAAUCCAUCUGUCGAUUUUGUUAAACUAAAGAAUCAAAAUUCGAAAGCAAAAAUUAGUCGUGUAUCAUUCAAUUAUGACGUUUUUGCGCUUUCCUCCACAUAUGCCGCAAUCUAUCGUCCCGUUGUCCUCAUGCAUGGUAUCACAUCAACAGCUCGUGAUUUGUAUGAACUUGCUGGUUGGAUCAAUCAAACUUAUCCUGGAAUUUAUGUUGUAUCGAUCGAAAUUGGCAAUGGAUACGAAGAUUCGUUUCUUUUACCAAUGAAUCGUCAAGUUGAAUUGUUCUGUAAUACAGUACGAUCCGAUUCACGUCUUCAGCGUGGAUUUAAUAUGCUUGGCUUUUCCCAAGGCAGUAUCAUUGUUCGAGCGGCUGUAGAACGUUGUUCAUUACCUGUUUAUAAUCUUAUAACAUUGAACGGUAUCAAUCAAGGUGUCUUCGGUGUCCCGAAUCUUAAGGAACUUCCUCGACAGUUCCGAGAAUUGAUCAGUGAAUUUGCUUAUGAAGAUGCAGUUCAGGAUGUUAUCAGUGUUGCAGGUUACUGGCGUGAUCCAUAUCAAUUAGAUAAAUACUAUCGUCGUUGUCGUUUUCUACCAGAUAUCAAUAAUGAACUGCCUGUUCGAAAUGAGACUUAUAAGAUGAACAUGUUGAAAUUAAAUGCAUUUGUUAUGACCUAUUCCGAUGUUGAUGAAAUUGUUAUGCCUGGACAAUCGGGUUGGUUCUUAGGCUAUAAUCCAAAGUCAUUAGAAGUAGAAUCAUGGAAUCAAUCUCGACAAUAUACUGAUGAUCUUCUUGGCCUACGCACAUUGUGGGAACAAGGCAAAAUCCAUCAAUUUACUUCACACGUACCGCAUGGCAGUUCGGAUCAUGCGCCAAACAAAGAAUUCAUUUUUGAAAAUAUUAUGCCAUUUUUUAACAACACCCUAUCUGACGUGUAG
Adineta ricciae is the source of this 2019-nucleotide messenger RNA. The record is from the annotation of a GenBank genome assembly. NCBI's taxonomy places the organism in Eukaryota, Metazoa, Rotifera, Eurotatoria, Adinetida, Adinetidae.